UAUUUUCUGUUUGUUCAUGUAUGUUUAUUUUUGUUUGUUCACUGUCAAGAAUAAACACAUUUUUCUUAAUAAACGAAUACAAACAAAAAAAUUUGUCCUUAAACAGACCAACAAACCCGCUCAUACUCAUUCGGUUUGUACUUUGUAGGCCUAUUUGUACCUAUUAUAGUACAUUUUAGCUUUAGAAGAGCUUGGUGUUUGCAAAAGCCUUAAAGGAAUAUUAAACUUUACAAAGUUAAGCAUGAGUGUUCUUUUAUAUAAUUAAAGUAAGUAGAGGACCAUUAAACACAUAACCAAUAUUGAUUAGAGAACUAUGACAAAACGGUAUGAACAUUUGUACUUAUUGCUUUAGUUAUAAUAAUUAACGUUGUUAUUUAACAGCAUAACCACUAGCUGGUAAGUGUGUACGUAGUUCUCGCAAUUCUCUAUUUAAUAUUGGUUCUGUAUUGCCAAUGACCUCUAGCUCAAGUGGUAGGAGAAUUUGAAUUCUUCUUUGAAGACUCAAGUUCAAUUCUCAUUUGGUGCAAAAAAAGGAGUGCUGCACUGGUGGGCAGUGAUAGGAGAUUCAGGGAAACCUGGGUUCGAUCCUUGAGCCAAACAGGGUUUUACUGGUAAUUUACCGUCGUGCCUACGGGCGGGUGGGUUACCGGGUUUUCCCCGGAAUUGGUUCUGUAUUGAACGUGCCUAAGUUAUAUAUGUCAUGAUCUUGGAGAAAUUGACAUGGAAACAGUAGAGAAACAAGCAGCAGAGUUAGAAAAAGAACUAAUCAUAAAAGAACAAGAAACACUAGAGGUACUAAGAGAACUAGAGUCAGCAAAAGGUGUAAUGGAAGGAUUAAAACUCAACAUCAUGAAAGAAGUCUCAUCAAUCCUCAAUCUAAAUCCAGAUUCAGGAACAACUGUGACAUCUUCCGACAAGUCAACCGCGAGUUUGACCUUGUGUUCGGUCCCAUUGCCACCCGCGAUCAUCUUGUCCGAGCUAAAAGAAGCAAAGUCAAAGCUAAAUAGAACAACCAAUGAUCUUGCUAUGAUUCGCGCUUCGGUUGAAACUUUGAACAAAAAGAUGAGGACCCAUAAAGUGAAUUUGGCCGAAAAUGGAGACACGAAAUGUGUGAUCAAAGAAUCGAUUGAUGUGUCGAAUAAUGGGUCCCACAAACCGACGUUUGAAGCAGAACAGUUUAGAAGAAUGGAAGAGGCUGCACAAUAUGAGGUGAUAAAGGCAACAUCCGAGAUUGAACACACGAAAAUGAGUAUAAAGAUGGUGGAAAUGAGGUUGUUUGCGGCUAAAAAGAUGGAAGAAGCGGCAAGAGCUAUGGAAGCUGUGGCUUGUGCGGAGAGUAGGCCGUUGGUUCGCGAAGGAAUAACGCUUUCGUAUGAAGAGUAUUGUGAACUUACUCAAAAGGCGCGAAAAGCCGAAGAUGUAUCUAAGAAAAAUGAUUAUCAUAGGAAGGAUGCUAAUCUUUCUACAAUGGCGUUUCUAAAGAACUCGAUGGAUCACACGGAUGAUGCCAAAUUUAGACGAAAAACCCUUGGAGAGGCUUUAGGGACCAAAACGGACACUGCAAACGAAAGAAAUCUUGAAUCCAAAGCCGGGUUUCCCCCACGAAAACCAGAAACUCAUAAUCACCCAAAAACCCGAAGCUCAAACCCUUUUCAUGGCCAUGUGCCUAGACGGUUUGAGCCAUUGAUUGGGGACUAUCCAAGCAUGAUCAACAAAGAAUCAAGGCCGGUGUUGAGAACAAGCGUCUCAAUUGGUGACAUAUUAAGCCGAAAACUGAUCCUACAAGAUAAUAUAAUCGUUCGUGAUGAUGUUGAAAGUCAAACCCAAAGAGACGAUCCAUCUUUAACCGAAAUGCUUCGCGAUCAAAGUGGUCUUAUAUUUCAUGAUUCUAGCAAAACAAACAAAGAAGGUAGAAUUGAUAAGCAGUUUUUUAGUCAGAGGAAGAAGUUUGGUUUCAUUCAUGUGUCACUACCUUUGACCAAACAUAACAAGAAAAAAUCAAAUCCACAAACUCCCCAACCAUUAAACAUGAGGUACCCUUAGUAUAUGAUUUUUCUUGAUUUUUUUUUUUGGGUUUUCGCUUGGGUUGUGGUUGAUUUUGUUGUCGUAGAUGGUUUACGAGGCGUGUGUGACGCGUAGUUUUUACUUGGUUAAUGGUUGUUGGGUUGAAAUAAUUUAUAGUGUGUUAUAUAGGAUAUAACUUUGUUUUGAUGAUUGUAAUCUAGAUGAAUAUGUUAUGUUAUUGAUUCUAUUA
Messenger RNA from Helianthus annuus (common sunflower), 2254 nucleotides. RefSeq names its product WEB family protein At2g40480. The record is from RefSeq and is a predicted model, not a curated record. The coding region runs from base 721 to 2043 and encodes 440 amino acids. Lineage: Eukaryota; Viridiplantae; Streptophyta; Magnoliopsida; Asterales; Asteraceae. The transcript is spliced from 3 exons.